AUUAUAGCUAUAUGCUUAUGUUUGCGUACACUGCUUCAGAGUUCACAUAUAAAUUUAUGAAAUCUUGUGGCACUAUCAACGAGUUUUAAAGGAGGGAUUUUGUUAAUUGAGUUGCAUGCCAGCUGUUUGAUUAUAUGUCUAUUUGAAUGCUGCAAAUUACUCAUGUUUGUGUGACAAGUUUUGGGAUUUUUGACAAGGGUUUGUAAUGGGUUUGUGACUUCUUCUUGAUGACAAUUGCUUUGUAGACUUCGGAUAACAUUGUUUUAGUGGAAGAGUCAGGCUCUGGUGUAACACCCUAGUUUCUUUUUUGCUAAAUGUCAUUCUUUUAGCCUCAAAUACAAGAUGUUAUAAGUAAAUUAAGUACUCUUAAAAGAGUCCAACAGCAGUAGCAUUUAUUAAAAUAUCAUAAUUAUAAGGCAAGUAGCUUACAAAACAAAGCAAAGCAUGAGAAAUCAACAUGAAAUGAUGAGUUGUAAGGGCUAGAAGUAUGUGUUGGCAAGUUAUUUGAUGACUAAGCAAGUCUAGUAAGCAUGACAAAGCAAGUUAGUUAUGAGUUGUCAAGGCUAGAAGCAUUUGUUGCAAAAUUCAUGAUGACAAGCAAGAGCUAGAAUCAUGACAAAUAAAAGCUAGAAGCAUGAUGUAUCAAGAUUCCUUUAUAUUAAGCAUGAUAUGUCAAGAUUAUUUUAUAUUAAGCAUGAGGUGUCAAGAUUCUUUUAUCCUAAAAAAUGAGGUGUUAAACUAUCAUAAGAGUACAAUUUUGGGAGCAAGAAGAACAAGUAGGUAAUGCAAUGUUGCCAUUAGUUCCAUACCAAAAAAUAAGAAAUCUCUCUCUUUAUACCUAAUCAAGCUUGAAGAUAGGAAUUAAGGGAAAAGCUAGGCAUAAUCAAGGUUCUGUCAUUUAGAAGUUGCUCAUCAUUUACAAAGUCAUCUUUUAGCAUAAUUGAUUUUCGAAGAUGCUCUUCCAUGGAUCUCUCAUCUCUCUUCCAUUUUACGUAUUGCUAUAUUUAUCCUAGGAGUGCCUUUUGCACUCUGUCAAAGCGAAGGUCUCGUGGACCUGUUAUGGCUGCCAAGAAAGAAUCCAAAGGAACAAAGCAAGGAGAUGGAAAGUACAAGCAUACUGUUGACCUUCCCAAGACAACUUUUGGUAUGAGAGCAAAUUCUGCUGUAAGGGAGCCUGAAAUCCAGAAAUUAUGGGAUGAAAACCAGGUCUUUAAGAAAGUUUCUGAAAAGAAUAACGGGGGAAGUUUUAUUCUUCAUGAUGGCCCUCCAUAUGCUAAUGGUGAUUUACACAUGGGACAUGCAUUAAACAAGAUCAUAAAGGAUAUUAUCAACCGGUAUAAGCUUCUUCAAAAUUAUGAAGUUCAUUACAUUCCUGGUUGGGAUUGCCAUGGUCUACCGAUUGAAUUGAAAGUAUUGCAGUCAUUGGACCAAGAUGCCCGAAAGGGGUUGACACCAAUAAAGUUGAGAGCAAAAGCAGCUAAAUUUGCCAAAGCAACUGUGAAGGCGCAAAUGGCAUCUUUCAAGAGAUUUGGGGUUUGGGCAGACUGGGAUCAUCCUUAUCUCACUCUUGAUCCAGAAUAUGAGGCUGCUCAGAUUGAAGUGUUUGGCCAGAUGGUUUUUAGAGGGUACAUAUAUCGUGGGAGAAAGCCAGUGCACUGGAGUCCUUCAUCCCGCACAGCUCUUGCAGAGGCCGAGUUAGAGUAUCCUGAAGGCCAUGUUUCAAAGAGCAUGUAUGCAAUUUUCAGAUUACUAAGUACUCCAACUAAUGGUGGAUUACUAGAUGAAUUUCUUCCUAGAUUGUGCCUUGCAGUUUGGACCACCACUCCCUGGACUAUUCCUGCCAACGCUGCUGUUGCAGUGAAUUCCAAGCUCCAGUAUGCUGUUGUUGAAGUACAGUCCCUUUCACCUGAUGCUGCUUCAUCUUCCGAAGGUGGAAAGACGAGGCUUGGCAGUGUUUUGAAAGGCAAUGAGAGACCAUUUUUUAUUGUUGCACUGGACCUUGUGCCAACACUAGAAGCAAAAUGGUAUGUGAAGCUUGCUGUUAAGAAAACAGUUCUGGGUUCAGAUCUUGAAAAUUGCAGAUAUGCACAUCCAAUAAAUGGCCAAGAAUGUCCUGUUGUCAUCGGAGGAGAUUAUAUUACAACAGAAUCAGGAACUGGGCUCGUCCACACAGCCCCUGGUCAUGGCCAGGAAGAUUAUAUAACCGGCUUAAAAUAUGGUUUAACUAUACUGUCUCCAGUAGACGAUGAAGGAAAGUUCACCGAAGAAGCUGGGAUCUUUAGUGGGCUUGAUGUAUUAGGGGAUGGCAAUGCUGCUGUAAUAGAUUACUUGGAUGAACGUUCAUCAAUUGUCAUGGUAGAACCUUACAAGCACAAGUAUCCUUACGAUUGGCGAACAAAAAAGCCUACAAUUUUUAGGGCAACAGCACAAUGGUUUGCGUCUGUAGAAGGAUUCCGAGAGGCUGCUAUGGAUGCAAUUAAUCAAGUAACAUGGACUCCAUCUCAGGCAGAAAACAGAAUUUCGACAAUGACUUCCAGCCGCUCUGAUUGGUGUAUAUCUCGUCAGAGGACAUGGGGUGUCCCAAUUCCAGUCUUCUAUCAUGCAGAAACAAAGGAACCUCUGCUAAAUGAAGAGACUGUUAAUCAUAUCAAGUCAAUUAUUUCCCAAAAGGGCAGCGAUGCAUGGUGGUACAUGCCAGUAGAAGAAUUGCUUCCUGAGAACUAUCGUGAUAAAGCAUCAGAUUAUGUGAAGGGAACUGAUACAAUGGAUGUUUGGUUUGAUUCAGGUUCUUCUUGGGCUGCUGUUUUGGAGAGUAGAGAUGGCCUUAGUUGUCCUGCAGAUUUGUACGUUGAAGGUACCGAUCAGCAUCGGGGUUGGUUUCAAAGUUCUUUAUUGACCAGUGUUGCCACAAAAGGAAAAGCUCCAUAUUCUGGAGUUAUAACCCAUGGAUUUGUGCUGGAUGAGAGAGGUUUAAAAAUGAGUAAAUCUUUGGGUAAUGUAGUUGAUCCACGUACUAUAAUUGAAGGAGGGAAGAAUCAAGAGGAAGCACCUUCCUAUGGUGCGGAUGUGCUUAGGCUCUGGGUCUCAAGUGUAGAUUAUACCGGAGAUGUUCUGAUUGGACCUCAAGUCCUCCGUCAAAUGUCCGACAUAUAUAGGAAGCUAAGAGGAACUUUGCGGUUUCUUUUGGGAAAUCUUCAUGAUUGGAAAGCCGGAAAUGCUAUUGCAUAUGAUGAACUUCCUGAGAUUGAUCGGCAUGCUCUGUUUCAGCUUGAGAAUGUUGUGAAAAACAUCAAAGAAAGCUAUGAAAGCUAUCAGUUCUUCAAAAUAUUCCAGAUCAUUCAACGAUUCGCUAUUGUCGAUCUCUCAAAUUUCUAUUUUGAUGUUGCCAAAGAUCGCCUUUAUGUUGGGGGUGCUUCAAGUUUUACUAGAAGAAGCUGUCAAACGGUGCUUGCAGUUCAUCUACUCUCCAUAGCUAGAGUAAUUGCUCCAAUACUGCCUCAUCUGGCUGAAGAUGUGUGGCAGAAUCUCCCUUUUGAAUAUACUGUUGACAAUGCUGACGUAGCCAAAUUUGUUUUCGAGUCAAAAUGGCCAGCAGUAAAUGAAAGAUGGCUCGCCUUUCCUGAGGAAGAUGUUGAUUUAUGGGAGAAAGUUCUUGAGUUGAGAACCGAGGUGAAUAAAGCAUUGGAGUCUGCUCGCACGGGCAAACUCAUUGGUUCCAGUUUGGAGGCAAAGGUCUAUCUCCACAGCUCUGAUGAUAUCCUUGCUGCAAGAUUAACGAGAAUGUGUGAAGCUAAUAUUGAUGCAGAUUCGCUGCAUCGCAUAUUUAUAACUUCUCAGGUUGAGAUUCUUUCGAGUUUGGAGGAUGCACCAACCGCAAAUAUACCAUAUUCCGGAGAAUAUUUGAUUGAAGGCGAAAAGAAAAUAUGGAUUGGCAUAUCACGUGCAGAAGGUUCGAAAUGUGAAAGAUGCUGGAACUUCUCACCUCAAGUUGGUUCUUUUGUUGACCAUCCCACACUUUGCCGACGCUGCUAUGAUGUUAUUGCCGAUCAACCACUUCCUGCUCUUGCAGCUGUGAGUUGAGCUUUAUGUAGGUAAUCAAUCUCUUCACAAAGAUGAAUUAUCUACAUAAUUCACCAUCUUUUUAAGUCGAUAAUCUCAACUUUGUUUUAAAGCAACGAAAGUGAAGUGGAAAGUUAAAUCGAGGGGAGGAGUACCAGGAUUGCACAUGCUUCAUAGCAUGGAGUAUGGAGUUACAUUCAGAGUGACAUGAGGGUAAAAGGAACUCUAUUAGCUUUAGAAUAAUACAUAGUUAAAGGUUCCAAUAUUGAUUACAUGAUAGAACUCUGCCUGCAGAUCAUAAAUUAUGAAACUCUUAUUUUAUUCUUAACAUUUAAUGUAUUUUUUACAAGCAAUGAGACUCUUUAUUCAUUUUAUUGAACACAAUAUGGCAUAUGGAAUGUUCAUGUGUUAUUGAUUUUCC
Messenger RNA from Cynara cardunculus var. scolymus (artichoke), 4480 nucleotides. Its product is annotated as isoleucine--tRNA ligase, chloroplastic/mitochondrial. The transcript has 22 exons. Lineage: Eukaryota; Viridiplantae; Streptophyta; Magnoliopsida; Asterales; Asteraceae. The coding region runs from base 964 to 4080 and encodes 1038 amino acids. Gene Ontology annotation, biological process: isoleucyl-tRNA aminoacylation. Gene Ontology annotation, molecular function: ATP binding; tRNA binding; isoleucine-tRNA ligase activity. Gene Ontology annotation, cellular component: cytosol. The record is from RefSeq and is a predicted model, not a curated record.